This is a messenger RNA of Suillus fuscotomentosus, 798 nucleotides long. Its product is annotated as kinase-like domain-containing protein. The transcript is spliced from 5 exons. Gene Ontology annotation, biological process: protein phosphorylation. The coding region runs from base 1 to 798 and encodes 265 amino acids. The record is from RefSeq and is a predicted model, not a curated record. Gene Ontology annotation, molecular function: protein tyrosine kinase activity; ATP binding. Lineage: Eukaryota; Fungi; Basidiomycota; Agaricomycetes; Boletales; Suillaceae.
AUGCAGUUCCGACUACUCUACACACUGUUCAAAGAUUCCAUCUCAUCGACGCAUCUAUGCCGAAAACGUGACGACCUCAAAUUCUAUGCUAUACGAAUUUUGAACAAGGAGCGCCUUCAAAUUCGUAGUCCUCAUGAUCACAUCCAACUUCAAAUGGAAAUUUGCCAGGAAAUUCGCGAACUGCGGUCUUCUUUCCUCUCGCCAUUCAUCUGGAUCCACGAGGAUGGCCUUGAAAUUCAUUCCAUCGCGGAGUUUUACCCUAAUGGUAGUCUCCAGGAUUUGCUCGACCGCGACACGAGCCUCAGCGAAAGCCACGCCCUGCGCAUAGCUUGCGAAAUAGUAGAGGCGCUGGACACGCUUCAUACUGCUGGCAUAAUUCAUCGCGAUCUGGCACCAUGUAAUAUCAUGUUCGACACGUCAGAACAUGUGGUUAUUACGGGGUUUGGUCAAGCAUGCAGACCUGAUUCAGCAGCCUCUUUCCCGUUGCCUGAUACUGGUUUGUAUUGUGCUCCUGAACUCAUCCUAGGGUGGGCGCAUGAUUUUAGUGUUGACUGUUGGAGCUUUGGCCUGCUGAUAUACAUGAUGCUUUUCGGAUCUCACCCAUACGUUGCCGACAACGACAAUGACAAUGCUGCCAUUCUGCAAACCAAGGUCCUUCACUGCCCGCUGAUAAUUCCCCAGACAGUGUCAGUAUCAUGGGCAGCGCAAGAUCUUUUGGUCAAAUGUUUGGAGCGCAAUGCAGCCCUUCGCUUGGACAUCAAACAGAUUAGGGCGCAUACAUACUUCUGCACUGUGUGA